AUGGUGAUGGAAGAGAGUGCCGAGAACUUAACUGCAAUCCAAACUGUCAAACUUACUAACGCAUGGCUGAAUCUUCUCAAAAGUGUGUUUCUGAGCACUCCUCGGGACCUUCCUGAAAUCAUCCUGAUACUGUCUUUGAUCUGUACUAUUGGAGCAUUUUUGAACAUGCAUCUGAAAGAUUUCCCAAUUCCUCUUCCUGUGAUACUAUUUUUAAUUGGAUGCUGUUUUGAAAUUCUGAGCUUUGCAUCUACCCGGAUACAGGUAUAUGCAGAGACCAUACAGUGGAUGGAUCCAGACAUGUUUUUUGGUAUAUUUACACCAGUAAUCAUCUUUAACGUUGCGUUUGACAUGGAUCUGUAUAUGCUUCAAAAGUUAUUGUGGCAGAUACUCGUAAUUACAAUUCCUGGAUUUGUGAUUAAUUACAUCUUAAUACUUUGGUAUCUGCAGUCUGUGAAUAAAUUAUCUUUGAAGAAUGUGCCCUGGUUUCUUUUUUCAGCUGUUCUUAUAAGCUCAGAUCCUAUGCUGACUGCAGCCGCCAUAAGAGACCUUGGUCUUUCUAGAAGCCUCACAAAUUUAAUUAAUGGAGAGAGUUUAUUGACCUCAGUUAUAUCUCUAAUUAUAUAUAAUGGUGUUGUACACAUCAACUACAAGUCAAAAUAUGUGAAUCAUACCCUAGCCUAUAAUAUCAUGACUACAGCCUGCUCGCAUAUUAUUGAAAGCUUCUUGUUUGGAAUCCUAAGUACAAAGCUGAUUCAGCUAUGGAUGUCUACCAUUUUUGGUGAUGACGUCAAUCACAUCACUCUCAUCUUUUCAGUUCUAUACCUCAUCUUUUAUAUUUGUGAGCUAGUUGGGAUGUCUGGAAUAUUUACUCUGGCCAUCAUCGGACUUUUUCUAAAUUCUACAAGUUUUAAACCAGGAGUUGAAGCAUUUCUCCUCGAAUUCUGGAACUGCCUGUCCUUUAUUGGUUUCCUUAUGGUGUUCACUUUCAUUGGACUGUUAAUCCCUGCACAGACUUAUUUGUAUAUAUCAUUUUCUGAUAUAUAUUAUUCAUUAAAUAUCUACUUCACACUGAUUGUUUUAAGUCUUAAGAGACAGGAAAGCCUACAUCUAAAGAAAACAUAUUUUAUUCCCAUCAGCCACUUGUAUGAAGGUUUUGAAAAAAAAUGUCCUAACUUGAAACAUAAAAUGUGGCACAAAAUCGGACUCGGCAUUACUGCCCAAAAGAUCCGGGAACACUUAUCUUUCGAGGACUGGAACUACAAGAUGCAGUUGAAACUCUGCAACCUCUUCAUAAGGGACAUACCCAGGAACACAAAAACCGACAUCUAUGAUGAAACCGUAACCCAUGUGGUCCUCAUCCAUGGAUCUGCGGAAGACUGUCAGUUGCGAAAAAUUUAUAAGGCACCUUUCCUAAUUCCGGUAACGUGCCACCAGAUACAAGGCACCGAAGACUUCACAAAAGUAAUGAUUAUUCAAACUUCAGUUGCUAUAAGAAAAUUCAGAUGGAACGUAAAAAAGUAUAUUCCACCUCGCAGAAUUUCUAUGAAACCAGAUUUUAAAAGAGAAUCACUUGAAACACUGGAAGAAAGCUCUGAAGAUGAGGAGGAUGUGAAGGAAGAGGCUCAAGAAAAUGAUGACUUGGUCGAAGACACUAAUAACCUCUAA
Molecule: messenger RNA, 1665 nt
Organism: Acomys russatus (golden spiny mouse)
Lineage: Eukaryota; Metazoa; Chordata; Mammalia; Rodentia; Muridae
Gene: Slc9c1
Product: solute carrier family 9 member C1
Exons: 14
Coding region: 1-1665 (554 amino acids)
Biological process (GO): proton transmembrane transport
Cellular component (GO): membrane
Molecular function (GO): sodium:proton antiporter activity
Source: RefSeq, a predicted model, not a curated record